Molecule: messenger RNA, 660 nt
Organism: Drosophila navojoa
Lineage: Eukaryota; Metazoa; Arthropoda; Insecta; Diptera; Drosophilidae
Source: RefSeq, a predicted model, not a curated record
AUGGAGUUCAUUAGCGGAUUUUUAAAGCCCCAUAGAGAGAAGCUGCGAUAUUUCGCGCUGAUGCUGAGCUGCGUGAAACUUUUUCGGGGUCUGGGCCUGCUCUUUCGUGUGAGAGCGAAUUCGGACACUUCCGAUUCCAUCUCCACAAAGCCACUGUUGGGCGCUCUACUGAUGUCAACGCUGGGCAUGCGCUUGGCUCAGCUGAACCAUGAUCAGACCAUGCUGGCCGUGCAUAGCGCCAGCCUGGUGCUCAAUGUCACAUAUCUAAUCAUCUUCUAUCACUACGCUCCGCCGGAGCGCAAGAUUCGCAUUGUACUUAAAACCAUGAUCAUUUCACUGCUAAUUAUCAUCUGUUUGAUCUACUCGUUUCUCGGCGAUCGAGCAAAUGUGAAGCGGGACUUGAGCAUUAUCAUGACGAGCACCACAUCGUUGCUGAUCUUAUUGGGACUGCUGCACCGCACUGGCUGUCUGGGCUGUCUGAUAUCCAUACUGGUGGUCUCCUCGAAGAUGCUCUAUGCACUAUCUACCAUGAACCGGUUCAAUUUAUAUCAGUCCCUAGUAGUGUUCUGCCUGGACGUGGCUCGCAUCGCCUUUUUGCUCCUGAAUACCACUUAUGAAGGGGAUGAUUGCUGCUGUAACAAUGGCAAUUGGUCCAAAUGA